Dendrobium catenatum is the source of this 984-nucleotide messenger RNA. RefSeq lists its product as uncharacterized. Bases 41 to 835 code for a protein of 264 amino acids. NCBI's taxonomy places the organism in Eukaryota, Viridiplantae, Streptophyta, Magnoliopsida, Asparagales, Orchidaceae. The transcript has 6 exons. The record is from RefSeq and is a predicted model, not a curated record.
GUACGCUCGUUGUUCGUUAGCUGUUGAAAUCCAUUAACUCAUGGACUCCAUACUUCUCAUAAGCCAAGCUCCCAAUGGCGGUCUGUCCGCCAGGCGAUUCCCCGCCGGCGGAUUUGGCGCAAGCGCGACUUCUUUCCACCGUUCUUUCAAACUCAUCCGUCCUCUCUCUUCCCGAUCUCGCCUCGGACUCAACUCUCAGAACCCUAUAAAACCCCUACAUCCCACUCUCGCUGCCGACGGCGAGCCCACUCCCUCCAGCCGGUUGCCACCGUUCCCCGACCAAGGCGACAACGCAGUUUUUGUCGGAGACGAAGGCGUCCCUUUGGAAGGCGUCAUCCAGUUCGAAAAGCCCUCGGCGCCUUCGUCGUUGCUCUCGUGGGCGAUUUUGGCUCUUCUGGCGGGCGGUGACGUUCUAUGCUUGCUCGCGUUUUCGGCUAUCGGUAGAUAUAGCCAUGGGUUGCCUAUUGUUGAUGUUGAAACCCUCAAAACUGCCGAUCCAUUCAUAGCUGGAUGGGUGCUGAGCGCUUACUUCCUUGGAGGUUAUGGUGAUGAUGGAAAAGGGAUGAAUGGGUAUGGUACAGCCCUAGCUGCUGCUGCGAGGUCUUGGCUUGUUGGCAUUCCGUUGGGCAUUGUCAUUAGGGCAGCAACAUCUAGUCAUUUUCCUCAAACAAGUUUUAUUCUGAUAGCAAUGGGAAGCACAGGGAUCUUGCUUUUAGGAUGGCGAGCCUUAGUAUGCAAACUCCUUUCUGUACAAAGCAAUAAAAAUGAUGUUUAUAGGCGUGGCAACCCAUUUGAGCUUUUUGAGUUGCUGACAUCAUUGGUGCGGAGAUGGUGACUUCAGCCUUUGCGGACAAACAAAGCAUGCCAAAUUCUGAUUUAAUGUCUUCAUUAAUGUUGGUAAUUAUGACUUUGUUGUCUUUAUGUCUGCCGCUUGUUCAUUAAACCAUAUAAAUGAAAAUGGUUGUCAGAAAAUGCUUAUGAUAA